AUGACCCGGCAUCCCGCGAUCAUGGAAUACAGACGGCUUUAUGUUCUUGUCGCCGUCAUCAAUCUGGCAACCCUGGUCGCAGGCAUCCGCAACGGGCAUUGGUUUGACGGUCAGGCCUUCCGCCUGGACGCGAUCGCCGACAUGGCGCUGAUCAACCUCUCGCUCGGCAUUCUCAUCCGCCAGCAACGGGUGAUCAAUGCGCUGUUCUGGCUGGCAACACGCAUUCCGGUCACCUGGCCGCUUUGGAUCAGGUGGGGUGCCGGAAAGGUGUUUCACUUCGGCGGGUUUCACUACGGUGGCACCGUCGCCGGAACGCUGUGGUUCGCGUUUCUGCUCUACGCCAUGGUGGCAGACAGGUUGUCCGGAUCCCUGCAGAUCUCGAACGUGACACUUGGCCUGAGCGGUUUGAUGGUAACCUUGAUGAGCCUGAUGAUCGUCACCGCCAUGAGCCGGUUCCGAACGCGGUUUCACAACGCCUUUGAAAAAAUUCACCGGUUUGUCGGUUGGACGGUGCUCGCCCUCUUCUGGGCUCAGACGGUCUCCAUCUCAGGCGAUAUGGGUGUCGCGCUGACAGGCACUCCUUCUUUCUGGAUGCUGUGCAUCAUCACGCUUUCCAUCGCUUCGCCCUGGCUGACCCUGAAACGGGUGCGCGUGGAAAUCGUCAAGCCUUCAGAUCAUGUCGUGCUCGCUCGGUUCAACUACGGAGAUACUCCGUUUGCCGGCAGCUCAAACGCGAUCAGCCACACCCCUUUCGGUGAGUACCACUCGUUCGCAAAUAUUCCCGCGCCGAACGAACCCGGCUACCGGUUGGCCAUUUCCCGCGCCGGAGACUGGACUGGAGCGUUUAUCGAAAACCCGCCCGAGAAAGUCUGGGUCAAGGGCAUAACAACGAGCGGUGUUGCCAGAAUCGAGGACCUGUUCACGAAGGUGGUCUACGUCGGGACCGGCUCCGGAAUAGGCCCGAUCCUGCCGCAUCUGCUGAAGCGCAAGGUCCCCAACAGGCUCAUCUGGUCGACACGCUCGCCGCGCAAGACCUAUGGCGACGAUCUGAUUGAUGAAAUCGAAUCCCAUACGGAAAAGCCGCUGAUCUGGGACACUGAUGCUCAAGGCAAGCCGGACCUGUCGGCGCUGGCCCUGCAGGCAGUGCGGGAAAGCGGCGCCGAGGCGGUCAUCGUGAUUUCAAACCAAAAGCUGACCCGAAAGGUGGUUUACGACAUGGAAUCGCUCGGUAUUCCCGCCUAUGGCGCAAUCUGGGACAGCUGA
This is a messenger RNA of Effrenium voratum, 1263 nucleotides long. The record is from the annotation of a GenBank genome assembly. NCBI's taxonomy places the organism in Eukaryota, Dinophyceae, Suessiales, Symbiodiniaceae.